AUGCUGGCACUGCUCACCAUAUCUGUAUUUCAACCUCAUGCUGUAUACCUGCACGCUAUUCAGAUGAUGUGGUUUAAGAAUCUUAAUGUCCCCAAAACUUUUGGUUUCUUAAAGAACCAACAUGAAGAAUCUCUGAUUGUGGAGCUGAUUGGUUUCGGUACUGUUGGUUUAGGAUAUAAAGUCCCUAACUACCAUGUAUUACCCGUUAGUCAAUCUGGUAAGAUUUAUGUCUUGGCAUUUGAUUAUUGCUCAUUAUCUGCGAGGGGUCCUAUACUAGAUGCGCUUACUGUUGUAGACUGGACUAUGAAAGUCGCAGUAACUUUUGCUAACACUGUUAUUGUUAUGCUAUUCGUUAAUUUGAUAGGAAUAACCCUAAUCCUAUUACUAUCUGAGAAGUUUUUUAUGCUGUUUAAUUACCUCCGACGCUUUAUACUAGACAAAUGGCUAAGUAAAGACCGCAUUGUGUACAAGGAAGACCGCCUCACAAUCAUAUCUGUUCAGGAUGAUUAUAACAUUUCAUGUUAUUCUAUGAAAGUCGUCUUCUGGUAUGCAGUUAACGCUUUGAUACCUUUGGGUAUAAGUUAUGAGGAAUUUGAAGAGAUGAAGCUGGACUUAAAGGUUGAUCUAGGUGCUGCCGGCUCGCUCGAAGAAAUACUGGAAACUGGCUUGCAUGAUGUUGUCAUGAGUUCUCCGGUCGUCACGAUGGCUGUGAUGCGUAUUUUCGAAGUGGCAGAUCUGUCAUUCACGUGUUGAAUUAGAUCAGAUAUACAAGUGACAUGUAUUUAUUGUUUGUAACUUAUGUCUCCUUUAUUC
Messenger RNA from Talaromyces proteolyticus, 813 nucleotides. RefSeq lists its product as uncharacterized. Lineage: Eukaryota; Fungi; Ascomycota; Eurotiomycetes; Eurotiales; Trichocomaceae. Bases 1 to 753 code for a protein of 250 amino acids. The transcript is spliced from 8 exons. The record is from RefSeq and is a predicted model, not a curated record.